CGGUGUCGGCGCUGCUCUGCGAUGUGAGGCAGCGCCGCGCCCCCGCUGCCGGAGCAGCCGCUCUGCCGCCGGCCAUGAUCUCCUGAGGGGCCGCGCCCGCCCCGCCGCACGGCAUCUUUCACAACUGAGGCUCUGAAAUACUCGAGGACACUGCAUCUUCCUCAGGGACACAGACAAGGGGGAGCUGGAUCCCCUGGGGAGCUCAGAAAAGAAUUGUGGUUGGUGGUCGCCUGAGGAACUUUCCUUCACACCAAUGUUGCUCUGAAACGAGUUGUGUCCAACAUUCAGGUUUGGUAAGAUGCCUCAGGAACAGUACGCACACCGGAGCACCAUGCAGACCUCAGAAGGACCCCAGGUAUACAAAGUGGGGAUUUAUGGCUGGAGGAAGAGGUGCCUCUAUUUCUUUGUGCUGCUCCUAAUGAUUUUAAUCCUGGUGAACCUUGCUAUGACCAUCUGGAUUCUGAAGGUUAUGAACUUCACAAUUGAUGGAAUGGGGAACCUGAGAAUCACAGAAAAGGGUCUAAAGCUUGAAGGAGAUUCAGAAUUCUUGAAACCUCUCUACGCCAAAGAAAUCCGGUCAAGACCAGGCAACCCACUGUACUUCCAGUCUGCCAGAAAUGUGACAGUGAACAUCCUCAAUGAGAAGACUAAAGUCCUUACUCGCCUCAUAACAGGUCCCCAAGCAGUGGAAGCACACAGCCAAAAAUUUGAAGUGAAAACCCUCUCUGGAAAAUUGCUGUUUUCUGCAGAUGACAACGAAGUGGUUGUUGGAGCAGAGAGAUUGAGAGUUUUAGGAGCAGAAGGCACAGUGUUCCCUAAAUCUAUAGAAACUCCCAAUGUCAGGGCAGAUCCCUUCAAGGAACUAAGACUGGAGUCACCUACACGUGCACUGGUGAUGGAGGCUCCAAAAGGCAUCGAGAUCAACGCCGAGGCUGGCAGCUUGAAAGCCACAUGCAGGACAGAGCUCAGGCUGGAAUCCAAAGAUGGAGAGGUCCUCUGCACUAGAAAUAGCAGCAAGACAUGAUGCCUGCCUUGGGAAUCUGGGCUGGAGCACUGCAACAGAGCUAUUCACAGCACAGGGCAUUGACUGUAGCUGGUUUAAAUACAGAUUUGGGUCUGUUUAACGUAGUAAGUACCAAAGGGUUUGCACCCAAAGGUUUAGCGCCUUUUGUGAAAGCAAAAUAAGAGUUUGGCUGCCUUGUCUAAACCACAACCCAGGUGCUCCUGGGCACAGCAUGGGACACAGGACUCCUUGAGCUUCUGGGUUUCCUUAUCACAUGGGUGCAGAGCUGUGGGAAGUCUUAUAUCACUGUUGGCUCAAGCUGCUGCCUGGAAACGGAGGCUUGUUCAUCCAGCUUUGUCCCUUGCCACCACCAUGAACUGGAGUUUCACAGUAGCAGGUACUACUGGAGGAAUUCGUUUUCUUGUCCACUUAUGUGGGUUAUCAGAGCAAACACAAAGAUGAACAAAUCCUGCCCUUGCUCAGCAGAGUAAGAGCAUGCCAGAAUAAAGAGCAGAUCGGAGCAGUUACCAUCUAUUGUGUUUAUUGAAGGAGGGCUCAGCUGACAGCAUUCACACCAAUAUUCCUCCCUAGGUGAGAGCUUUUCCUGAGCUGCAACCCAUAUCUCAGUCUGGAUCUGCACUAUGCAGUAGCCCAGUAUCAAGGAAGAAAUUGACCUGCUGGAUCUGACUCAGAUCCAUUUGGGUUUUGGUUUUGGGUUCUUUAGCCACCCCUUAUUUGAAUUAGUUUCCUUGUGCGCAAAUGCCAAUAGUGUUGUCAGUAUCAACCCAACAAAUGCUCCAUGUAGGUAGACACAACAGCAAAAGAUCUUUCAGUGUGAGUCAAAGCAAAACCCCGUUCAUUUACAGCAGCAACAUAAAGGGCAUGACCCAUACGCUAUAGCAGUUUUCAUCUGUGAUGGUGAAAUACCUUGUCUGACCUCUACGCUGAUAACCACCAAUGACCUUGAUCGUGUAAACAGGACAAAGUGAAUUUAAAGUUUUAUCACAGUUCUCAUUAAGAAAUUCAGAUUUGUUUGUCUUUUUUCUUUUUAAUUUAUGUAUGUGUGUGGUUCUGUGGGAAAAUGUAAAGCUUUUUUGUAUCAAAUAACAUCAGUCCUUGCACACUCUAUGCAAAAUUUUGUAAGCAUUGCAAUAAUGCUAUGAAUUACACAAGGAACUAUUUUAACUUUAUUACACUUUCUGUAUAAAAAAAUAUUUGUAUUUAAAUAAUUUCAACUGCAAUCUUGUAAAAUAUAUUAAUAAAAUAAUGAUUGUUAA
Melopsittacus undulatus (budgerigar) is the source of this 2280-nucleotide messenger RNA. RefSeq names its product sarcoglycan delta (gene SGCD). The record is from RefSeq and is a predicted model, not a curated record. Gene Ontology annotation, biological process: cardiac muscle tissue development; heart contraction. Gene Ontology annotation, cellular component: sarcoglycan complex; sarcolemma. NCBI's taxonomy places the organism in Eukaryota, Metazoa, Chordata, Aves, Psittaciformes, Psittaculidae. The coding region runs from base 299 to 1024 and encodes 241 amino acids. The transcript is spliced from 9 exons.